Molecule: messenger RNA, 1323 nt
Organism: Bombus pascuorum
Lineage: Eukaryota; Metazoa; Arthropoda; Insecta; Hymenoptera; Apidae
Product: actin, clone 403-like
Exons: 4
Coding region: 85-1215 (376 amino acids)
Biological process (GO): mitotic cytokinesis
Source: RefSeq, a predicted model, not a curated record
UUCGCUGUUUUUGGCAACCAAGAUUAAUAUUUCCUUUUAUACCUACAAAGAUCAGAAGAGCGACAUAAAUACUUUUAGUUUAAAAUGUGUGACGACGAUGUAGCAGCCUUGGUAGUAGAUAAUGGAUCAGGAAUGUGCAAAGCAGGAUUUGCAGGAGAUGAUGCUCCACGUGCUGUAUUCCCUUCCAUUGUUGGAAGACCUAGAUAUCAGGGAAUCAUGGUCGGUAUGGGACAGAAGGACAGUUACGUGGGAGAUGAAGCACAAAGUAAAAGGGGUGUUUUAACUGUUAAAUAUCCAAUCGAACACGGCAUUGUAACAAACUGGGACGAUAUGGAAAAAAUAUGGCAUCAUACAUUCUAUAACGAACUAAGAAUCGCUCCGGAAGAACAUCCUGUUCUUUUGACCGAAGCUCCUUUGAAUCCUAAAGCUAACCGAGAAAAGAUGACACAAAUUAUGUUUGAAACUUUUAAUUCUCCAGCAAUGUAUGUCGCUAUACAAGCUGUUUUAUCGCUUUACGCUUCAGGGCGCACUACAGGCAUUGUUCUAGAUAGCGGAGAUGGAGUUUCACACACAGUACCGAUUUACGAGGGAUAUGCGUUACCGCAUGCAAUUUUACGUAUGGAUUUGGCCGGCCGCGAUUUAACAGAUUACCUUAUGAAGAUUCUAACGGAAAGAGGAUAUUCUUUUACUACGACCGCGGAGCGUGAAAUUGUUCGAGAUAUUAAAGAAAAAUUGUGUUACGUUGCUUUGGACUUUCAACAGGAGAUGGCUACGGCCGCUGGCUCAAGUGCCCUCGAAAAAAGCUAUGAAUUACCAGAUGGUCAGGUAAUUACUAUUGGAAAUGAACGUUUUCGGUGUCCAGAAGCAAUGUUUCAGCCAAGCUUCCUCGGCAUGGAAUCAUGUGGAAUACAUGAAACCACUUACAAUUCAAUCAUGAAAUGUGACGUCGAUAUUCGUAAGGAUUUAUACGCCAAUUCGGUCUUAUCGGGCGGAACCACUAUGUAUCCAGGUAUUGCGGACAGGAUGCAAAAGGAAAUAACGGCACUGGCUCCGUCUACAAUGAAGAUCAAGAUAAUCGCGCCUCCAGAAAGGAAAUACUCGGUCUGGAUCGGUGGCUCGAUCUUGGCCAGUUUAAGCACCUUCCAACAAAUGUGGAUUUCUAAGCAGGAAUACGACGAAUCGGGUCCGUCUAUUGUACACAGAAAGUGUUUCUAAUUCUCCUUUCGAAAAGAGUUUUCAAGAGGUUUCAAAAGAAAUUUGACUAUAUUCAAUUGAAAAAUUAUAAAUCGAUAUCGUGUCGUAAUAAAAUUAACUCACUCUGUA